This is a messenger RNA of Gorilla gorilla gorilla (western lowland gorilla), 1993 nucleotides long. It is a transcript of the gene CXHXorf49C, whose product is annotated as chromosome X protein homolog. Lineage: Eukaryota; Metazoa; Chordata; Mammalia; Primates; Hominidae. The transcript has 6 exons. The record is from RefSeq and is a predicted model, not a curated record. The coding region runs from base 259 to 1818 and encodes 519 amino acids.
AGGCAUUGAGGGAGCCCGAAAGCCACGCGCUGUCAGUGACAUCUCGUGAGCAGACUGUGGUGAGGGUGGCGGUGUCCCAAAGGCCUUGCUGUUCCUGUGGCUCCAGAGCACCACCCUUCCCUGCUGUAUCAAUUCGCUCUCAGGCUCAAAGCUGAGAGUGGCCCCCUCGGCUGGGCUUGGCUGGGCUCGGCUCUCCUCUCCCACUGUUACCAGGACGACUGUCUCCCCACAGCCUGGCUGUCUGGACUGGCGGGCGCCAUGAGCUCCACGGAUGAAGUGUCCGUUUGCGGGGCUGGUUUAGGCCCAGAGGGUGGCGAGCAGGCCGGUGCCCACACCGCCAGCCCGGGAGCCCCACGGGGCGACGGCCACGGCCGAGACCUCAAUUUGGGGGGGCAGCGCAGUGGCAAGGGCAAGGGCAAGGGCGAGAGCGGGUUCACAGAUCCCGAGAGCUUCAGCUUCGAGCCUGAGAGCGAAUUGAUAGAGCAGGGAAGGGUGGUGCUCUGGGGCCAGGAAGGCCGGCCUGGCACCCCGGUCGACGACCAAGCGGGUGGUGUGGACUACUCUUUCUACCUGGCUGAUGAGCCAGCCACCAUCAUGCCGCCGUCUAGCGUCCAGGGACACCCGUCCCCAGAAGGCGCCGCUGCCAAAGGGUGCACUGACAUCUGGGCGGACCUGGAGGUCGGUCCCAGUUGGAGAGGCGCGCUGAGCCCCAGCCCUGGAGAAUGGCAGCAGGCCUCUGCCGGCCCUCUCCACCUCAGUGUUCCUGGGCCAGGACCGGCCUCGGAGAACCCAGAAAGGGGCUCGAAGAGCAGAUUGAGCGUCCAAGUGGAUCCCCAGCAGCCCUCCACGGAAGGCCCCGCCGGGCUGAAUACUGACGACUCUGAUUCCGCAGAUGAGAGCAGCGACUUACCGGUGAUUAGGGUGAUCAUUAGCACCAAAGAAGGAAGCCAGGCCAAGCCCGGAAGCCCCAAGAAGCCAGGAGACACUUGCAGACGCCCCAGUUUCCACUGCAGGGAGAGUUACCUUCAGGUUCAGGGACCUCUCCUGACCUCUCCUCCCCGCAGACUCACCCCAGUCGUGGAGAGGCCGGCCGUGGGAGAGCUGGACGUGCCUUCCUUGAAGAAAAUGCAGAGCAUGGUGUGGGGAAAGAGGGGUGUCAGGCCCAGCUGCUCAGGAGCUGCCGUUAGAGGGCCCCUACCCCGGGGCACUCUGGGAAGGAAGGUGGCCCAGGAGAAGAAAUCCCUAGAGGGUGCACCAGAACUGGCCCUGCGGGGAGCCUUUCCUGCCUGGGGGCAGAGACUUUCAGCAGUUCCACCUGAUCCGGCUAGCUUCCCGCCAGUGUCUGGCGUGGGGCUCCUGGGGAAGUCCGUGAGACCCAAGGAGCCCAAGCACAGCAGCCCUGGGAAGAAACCUGCAGGAAGGAAGACCAGGGAGUCCCAGGCUGCGGCCAGAGAAGAUAAUGACCCAAAUAGAGAUGAGGUCCCAAGGGCCCAACUUCCCACACAGAAGCCAGAGCUGAUUUCUCUGUCCGUGCAUCGUGGAGAAUACAGCAGUGGUGAUCCCAACAUCAGAGCUCCCCAAGUACUAGGAACCUCACAGCCCUCGGCCUUUACCUUGAGACGCCUGGUGCCCAGAUGCCAUGCACCCUCCGGUGACUGGCAGCCACCUGUCCAUCCCCCAAGACCGGAAAGGCAGCAGCAGCAGCCCCCGGGAGCCCAGGGCUGUCCUCGGUGCAUCUUGCUGCAGAGGGAAAUUGAAGACCUUAGAGACCAACUAGCGGCCAUGCAGUUCCUCACUGACAAGUUCCAGGACCUGUGAAGUUGGAGCCAGCAUGUUCCUAUAAGAUGAGCAGCUGCCACCUUUGGAGCUCCGGAGCUGCAGCCAAGCGGGUUCCCUCCAUAUCCUGUUCAGCCAGGGCUUCCUCUCUUCCGCUGCAUUUGCACACUUCCCAACGCAGUUCAAAGCAGUUUGAAAUAAAGUUGUUCUCAUAUUC